UUCUUUUAUAUUUUGCAGUCAUAUGAAUUACAUGUGCAGCUCUGCAUCAGAACAGGGAGGUGAGACGUAUACAUGAGAUUGAUAAGAACAAUUUUAAUCUGGAGUGGAAACAAAAGUUAUCAAUUAAGAUUUGCCCAGCUGUUCCACCAACCUCAACUAAUCUGAGCCUCCUAAUUGCUGGCUCAUUUAAUCUCCAAGAUGUCAGACGAAGUUUCCAUGACAACCGAUGAGGCGCUCAUCUUCUUGCGAGAUGUUCUUGGUAUGGAGACUACGAAAGACCAAAUUCACAAUAAUCGGAUAGCUUUCUUGGACGAACUGACAAUGGCAUGGAUCCAUCACAUUCCCUUCCAGUCCAUCAGGGCAAUCUCUGUGCCCCACCCCGAACGUCAUCUCCCAUCUUUCGCCGAGAUCAAGAAGGAUCUGUUCUCUAAGAUUGGCGGUCUCUGCUAUGAUCACUCUCUGAGUACCUUGGCCGUCCUCCGCGCCCUGGGUUUCGACGUCUCAUUGGUGACGUGCGAUGUCAGCUUCCAAGACAGCCACGCCCUGGUUCUCGUCCACAACGCUUCCUCUCAAGGCAGCAUCCAUAUGGUGGAUGUUGGAACUGGAUACCCAACGUUCAAGGCCAUACCGUUCGAUUUUGAGCUCGUGUCCCCCGAGUACCAUCAUUCCUAUCUCCGCUACCGGUUCAUCCGCGAAGGCGACCUCAUCAUCCGUCAACACCAUGCCGAUACCGAUCCCAGAGCUUCCCUGUGGCCAGACAGAGUCAAGGAUGGCUGGUAUUCCUUCAUCUACAUCCAUUACGACAAGCCGCAGAAGAUCUCCUACUUCGAUAGGGUCAUGACAACACUCUACACAGAGAAAUUAUCCACCCCACCGUAUCUUACAAGCCCUCGGUGCAUGACCUGGCCAAAAGGUCGAUUCAUCUGCAUUAAAGACACGACUUUAUUGGUUGAAAAAGAAGAGGGACGGGUUGAAAAAUCUUAUCUUAAGUCACUAGAUGAUAUCGUUGCUGCGUAUAAGAAUUACUUCCCGCAAUUCCCUGAAGAUAUUGUGAAAGCGGCUAUGAAUGACGCAUGGGUUGAUCUUGACUUCUCAAAGAUACUACCAGCUACUGGACAUGCCUAGUCCAUUUGAUUUAUACUUAGUUUUGUUACCUUCAUUCUCAACUGAAAUAUUCCUCUUCAUGAGAAUAUUGUGAGCAGAUCCUUUUUUUUUCAAUCGAUCAGUUAUUAAAUUUGGGGGA
Messenger RNA from Strongylocentrotus purpuratus (purple sea urchin), 1243 nucleotides. RefSeq lists its product as uncharacterized. The record is from RefSeq and is a predicted model, not a curated record. Bases 199 to 1125 code for a protein of 308 amino acids. Gene Ontology annotation, molecular function: acetyltransferase activity. Lineage: Eukaryota; Metazoa; Echinodermata; Echinoidea; Camarodonta; Strongylocentrotidae. The transcript is spliced from 2 exons.